CGAGAUAUGGAUUUUUAUUGGGGCGAAUUGAUUUGCUCUAUGCGACUUUAAUUCCAUUCCAUUGUGUCUGUGAUAAGGCUGAGUUACUGUGUCUGUUUCGAGCCUGCGGCUGACACAGAGAGCCAAGAAGGUCAGGUUGCCUGUAGCAACAAGUUUCGACCCUACACGUAAAACAAACUAAUAUAAAACGUGACACGACCGUGAUCUCUCGCGUAUUAUAUACCGAGACUGCAGAAAGUUAUCUGAAACGAAAAGCCAAAACGCAGCAAUAAUUUCCCGAGCCAAACUCCGAAGUGACGCUAAGUCACGUGCUACGUUCUGGUCGCAUUCUGAUGAUCUACAUUCCGAGGCGUCCAAUCAGCUUCAGGCAACAUGGCGGCCGGGAAAAGGCUUCCGCGCUGCAGCUUUGAUAUGCAGAUUUACUUCCAUGAAGAAGUUGCAGUUUGCUGAAUAUGGAAAACAAGCAGCUGUGUCGAGAUAAGGACUUAGCUGCUGAGUCUAAUAUCAAAAAGGGGAAAGAUAUGGAUGGAAACUCCAACACUGUUGACCCUGUAGGAGAAAACCCCUUGUUGCUUUCUUCAUCUGUGUCUUCGUCAGAAGUGUCUGGAUCUCCAAGCACUAAAAGACUAAUGCCAGGACUGCAUCCUUGCAAAAAAUUGGUGGAAGUGUGUACUGAAAAUGAGCCUUUGUUAAAACGACCAAAAAUUGAAGAGGUUACUGGUGAAGGCAGUGAUAAUCAUAUCAACCCAAACAAUAAAGAUAGCACAGUCAUUCAAGUACCACUAUCGAACAAGAGUGGCUUGCUCCCUAAUGAUGAAAGUUUCUCAAGGCAGGUGCCUUCAAACUCCAAAGUCAGUGACAUACAGAGUAUUCCUGGAGCAAGGAAACAAUUAAGUGGGGUAUUAAACUCUGAAGAAAAUGUUGGCGAUAUUUCAAAUAGAAGUGACUUUAACAGUAAACUUGCUGAAAAUCUACAUUCUUCCAACUGUGUUGUUACCGAAGAAAACCUCUACCAUACUAGGAAAAAAAAAACAAGUGUACAAAUUCCAGUGUCCAUUCAAAGCAAAGUAUUUUCCUGCGAUAUCUGUGGUGCUCAGUACUCUAAAGAAAAUCUUUUGCAUGACCAGCAUAAUUGCGAGACUCAGGUUCAUCAUGAGAAUGUUGAAGCACUCAAGGACACGUCUAAGAAAAUGCUUUCAGAUGUUAAAAAAAAGUCUAGAAAUAGCAAAGCUAAACUGAUUAAAUCCAAAUUAACAGCUUAUAUUGACACAAACUCUGACAAAAGCAAUUCAAGAGACUCUCUUAAAGAAAAAACAAAAUGUUGUUCAGAAAGUGAAUCAAAUGUGGAUGGUGAAAAUAAAAAAACAAAUAUAGGCAGAAAAACAAUGAAGCAAAAAAUCGCUAGAGAAUUAAAAAAUACUUCAAAAAUUAUAUUGGCCAUAAAGGCCAAAAUACAAAAAGACAAACAAGCAUUUGAAAAAAGCAGUUUCUUUAGGAGAAAGUAUGGUUUUGGUCAAAUCAGGAAGAGCUUGCAUAUGAGAAGAAUAAUGAAAAAAGGCCAGGUAUGCUUAAAACCUUCAGCUAUACCCUCAGAAACGUUACAAACAGAGAACGCCGAUUGCACUGAAAUAAUUAAUGAUCAGAAUAGUGCAACCAUGUUUCAGACUAGUUCAUCUGAAGUAGUACAAGUGGAAGUAAAUACGUCCAGUACAUUGCACACGUGUGAUCACUGUAAGCAAGUGUUUGCAAAUGAAAAUUCACUAGGAGCACAUGUUAAGAGGCAACACAAUGAAGAAAACCAGUUUUAUUGUCAAUCUUGUGGUUUCUUUUGCACAAACAGGAGGAAUUUUGAAAAGCAUUGCCAGAGUUCUUGUAAUCAGACCAUGAAUGGUAACUUAGAAUGCCAUAUCUGUUCAGCUGUAACUGCGAAUAUAACAACGUUCAACACUCACAUGAGUGUUAACCACAACUUGAAAUUCCAUUGUGGUGUAUGUAAACUUUAUUUUAUGCUGAAGGAAGAGUUAUUGCACCAUGAAAAAACACAGCAUAAUCUUCAAAUUCAGAAAAGUGCAGAUAAACUGGCUUUUGAGAUAUAUGAUCCCAGGAACAUUCAAGCACAAAUUGAAAUCAGCAAUAUAGCAAAUACAACAGAAGAAAAUCAAGUAAAAGAAGGUGUUGAAAAUCCAUGUCAUUUUGAGACUGGGAAGCAACAAUUUCAGUGUAAAAAAUGUUUUUAUAAGACACGCUCAUCAACUGUCCUUACAAGACAUAUAAAACUUCGCCAUGCACAUGACUUUUACUUUUUAUGUAAAGCUUGCAAUAUUUAUUCAAUGUGCAAAGAAGGCAUGGAAAAGCAUAUCAAAAGAAGUAAGCAUAUAGAAAAUGCUAAAAAAAAUAACAUUGGCUUGCUCUUUGAGGAGUGUAUGGAAAAGGUUAGGUUUGAUGGCAUUUCAGAUCCUAGUGUAGUUGAGGAUAGAGCUAAAGAGACUCAGUCAAUUCCAGUGUCGCAGUCCUUUUCAAAUAAAGCUUUACCUCCCACUGUUGAAAGCCUGUAUUCCAGCCAAGACUCCAGUGGAAAUGAAAUAAAAAAAGGAAGACCAAAAGGAAACAUGUCUAGAUUGUGUAAUUACUGUGGACUUGUGGCUUCAAGUGUCACGAAUUUAUCAGUUCAUAUAAGGCGAAAACAUAGCCAUCAGUAUAGCUACUUAUGCAAAGUUUGCAACUAUUCCACAGUAACUAAAGGUGACAUGGAGCGACACUGUGCUACCAAAAAACAUAACAUUCGCGUAGCCCUAGAAAAUAAAGGACCACAUAAAAUAGAUGUGAUUGUUACCUCUGAUGGAAGACAAUUUGAAGGGAUUUCUAAGAAAAAAGAAACCCAGGCUACUACCCCUUUAGAUAAUGGACAUUCUAAGCCUGUCGGUACAAAGAAUCCUGUUUGUGCCUCUGACACCCUGCUAGAUGAGCAGAAUGCAAAUCCAAUCUCAGCCAUUAAUUUUCCGGGCGAUGGCCCAGUAUCUGAAGUUCAGGUUACAGUAGCAGAAACAGAUAAUACUAGUGAAAUUGAUCCAAUGAAGAAUGGUUCUUUUGAAACUAGAAUAGAAGAAACUGUCAAGAAGCUACAUACUGAGGAAUUUCAGUAUUAUUGUAUGGCAUGUGAACAUUAUACUCUAACACAUAGUGAAAUGAUGAAACAUGUGGUAACAGAGAAGCAUAAGAUGAACUACCAGGUUUACAAAUCACAGUCUUCAUCAGUGACAGAUGUCAUGUCUGACAAUGGCCAAACAUUAUCUGAUGACUUGUCUAAUCAGCCAGUUCAAAUCAAUAGUAAGGAAUGCUUGACUGCCAUUAAUCAAAAUACAAAUGUAGACUUUGACAUAGACAGCCAGGUUUCUGCUCCAGAACAAGGAGGGAAGUUAGCAUUGGAUGCAUCCAAAACAACCACCACAUUUACAAAAGAGAUCACUGAAAUCAAUACAAAUCCUGAGCAAGUAAGUCUGAAUAAUAAGUAUACAGAGGAAAUGCAUGAAAAUGGAAUAGAAAAGCAGCACUUUAUUUCUUCAGUAGAUGCCAAAGACAAAGAAGACAAUGUAGAAUAUAUAAAAUCACGUGAAGAUGAUUCUGUUGUUGAGAUUUUACAGUUAAAAAAUGGCGAGUCUGUGUCAAAUGCUCAAUCUGAUGAAAUUAUCCUUGAGGCUGUGAAUGAGAUGGAAGUUUGCAUAGUUGAGGAUACUGUAGGUCUAGAUAGUUCAAUAGGUGGUGGUGCAGUGGAAUUGAACAAUGCAAGUGGAUCAUACAGCUUUGAUCAAAGUAGAGGCCAGUUUGAUUCUUCAAUUGUAAAACUACAAAAAUGGCAGGUAGAAGCAGGUGCUGUACAACCAGUAAAAGGAAAAAAGGGAGGUGGAAAAUCUCAGCGUGGCAAAGCUCGUAUACGCUGUGAUGACUGUGGUUUCUUAGCAGAUGGCCUGAGUGGACUAAAUGUACACAUAGCAAUGAAACAUCUAACAAAAGAGAGACAUUUCCAUUGCUUACUCUGUGGCAAAUCUUUUUUUAGUGAAAGCAACCUUCACCAGCACUUGACUAGUUCUGGCCAUAUUAGAAAUGAACAGGAGAGUUUUGAAGAGCUACCUGAAGGGGGAGCCACUUUCAAAUGUGUGAAAUGCACAGAACAUUUUGAUUCGGAACAAAGCUUGUUUCUUCAUAUUAAAGAAAAGCAUGAAGAACUGUUAAGAGAAGUCAACAAAUAUAUUGAGGAGGACACAGAACAAAUCAACAAAGAAAGGGAGGAGAACUCGGGAGAUUUUUGCAAAUACUGUGGCAAGAAAUGUAAAAGUAGCAACUCAAUGGCUUUCCUCUCUCACAUUCGCACUCACACAGGAUCAAAGCCAUUUAAGUGCAAGAUAUGUCACUUUGCGGCAGCUCAGCUGGGAGAUGCCAGGAAUCAUGUGAAGAGACAUCUUGGAAUGAGGGAAUACAAGUGUCAUGUCUGCGGGGUGGCUUUUGUUAUGAAGAAGCAUUUGAACUCACAUUUACUUGGAAAGCAUGGACUUGGUACUCCAAAGGAAAGGAAAUUCUCAUGUAACCUCUGUGAUAGAACUUUCAGGGAGAAGUGGGCUCUGAACAAUCACAUGAAACUACACACUGGAGAGAAGCCCUUUAAAUGUACCUGGCCCACAUGCCAUUAUUCGUUCCUCACUGCGUCAGCUAUGAAAGAUCACUUCAGGACUCACACAGGCGAGAAGUCAUUCAUGUGUGACCUUUGUGACUUUGCUGGUGGGACCCGUCACGCCCUUACUAAGCACCGGAGGCAGCAUACAGGAGAGAAGCCAUUCAAAUGUGAUGAAUGCAACUUUGCAUCCACAACACAGUCGCAUCUAACAAGGCACAAGAGAGUCCACACUGGAGAGAAACCCUACAAGUGUCCUUGGUGUGAAUACAGGUCUAACUGUGCAGAAAAUGUCCGCAAACAUAUCUUGCACACUGGUAAGCACGAAGGUGUGAAAAUGUACAACUGCCCUAAAUGUGAAUAUGCAACCAAUGUCCCAGUGGAAUUUCGCAACCAUCUGAAGGAGCAGCAUAUCGACAUUGAGAACCCUGACUUGGCAUACCUUCAUGCUGGUAUUGUUUCGAAAUCAUUUGAAUGUCGGAUAAAAGGACAAGGUGCAAACUUUGUGGAGACCACCAGCCCUUUCACUGCAUCUUCUGCAAUAGAAAUUUCUCCACUGAAAGAAAAAAGUACUCGAAGUACAAGAAGGCAAUCUCCUGCAAAUGAGCAAGUGCAGCAAGUCAUUAUUAUCCAGGGGUUCUCUGAAGAGUAUGAUGGGGAUUUUACAAUUGAUACCUCUGUUGAGGAGACAGCAGCAGCAACCCUUCAGACUCUGGCAAUGGCUGGUCAAGUAGCAAGAGUUGUCCAUAUUACUGAAGAUGGCCAAGUAAUAGCAACUGAUCAAGCUACUCACAUGAAUAGUAUCAUUCCAGGAAAUAUCCUAAGUGAGCAGUUGCCAGAGGGAACUACACAAGUUGUGGUAGUUGAAGGUCCUGUAGGCGAAACAGAUGUUUCUGAGUCUGUCUCAAUAGAGACAGUUACUGACUCUACUGGAAAUGUGGUACAGCAGGUCAUGGCACAGGGAAUUUUAGAUCCAUCACAGACUGUGCACACUGCUGAUUCUACAGCACUGGAUGCACUUCUUUGUGCUGUGACCGAGCUGGGAAAUGUAGAUGAAGGAAACACUGAGCAAAACAGAGCAGAAAGGCCAAUAGAAGAAUCAGUGAUGAGGAUUGCAAGUGACCAGCAAUAUAGUGAUCCCAGUUCAGGUGAAAUAGAGAUGUACCAAGAAGUGCAUGAUGCACCUCAAAGCAUUGAACCAAUGGAGGUUGUAAGACAAGUCAUGCAUUCUUCAAAUAUUCUGACAUCCCAAGAAUCGGCCCAAGUGGCAUUCAAAAGAAUGGUUCAGGGGGUCCUACAGUUUGCUGUUUGUGAUUCUGAUACAGCAGGUCAGCUGGGUGUUACUCAGGUAAUAGUAAAUGAUGAAGGAACAGUGCAUAUGGUCUCUAGCGAAGGCUCUCGUAUAAUUAUGCACAAUACCAAAAGCCAUACUCUUAGUCUACCUGAGCAAAAUGUGGACCUGGUUGAAUCUAACGAAGAAAUUUCACAGAUAAUUGUCACUGAAGAGCUAGCCAGGGCCAUGGUUCAGAAUGUUGGCAGCAGCUUUACAGAUGGCACAACCCAUUAUAUUGUGACUGAAUUGCCUCAAGAUGGAAUGCAGAAAGAAUCGGGUAUUUUUUCACAUGCAGUUAUAGAGACAAAUGAAUCAGGAGAUAUUCUGCAUGCAGAAACUACUUUGGAGACAGAAGUUCCAUCUGUAGCCGCAUCAGAAGACCUUACAAGCAUGACAGUCUACACAGAGUGCAGCUCCCAAGAUAUACAUGUGGCAAACCAAAAAGAGGCUAGUGAAGAUCAGGGGCAAAUGUAGAGUGGCCUCCAUCUCUGUCCUCCGGUUCAGUUGUAGCGUUUAUAAAUUAUUAUAAAUACUAUUGGAGUAAUGUAAAAUAAAUUGAAAAAGGUCUAGUAAACCUUAGCAACUAAAACAGGUGACUGUUAAAGGCUGCCUACUAAUUGGUGUAAACUUUGCGACUUUUGUUACAUUGACCAUAUUUUGUUUAUUCAAGUGUAUACGACUUUUGUUUCGACCAAGACAUGGCAGAAAAUAUGUAAGGCAUCCAUUAUUAGCGACUGAUAUGUGUGUGUUAACUGAUUUCUCCAAAUAAAACAAAAGCACCAGUUCUAUAUGCAAAGGUGGGCCUUUAAUUACUGAGUGAUCACAUUGAUUAGCGGUGUUAAAUUUCUGCUGUUGGCUCUCUUACACUCCCAUGGGGCAUUAGUCUUUAAAUAAUCUCCUAUCUAGGUGAACAUCUGUGUUGGUGUUAGAUAUGUAACCUUUUAACAUAACAUAUGUGGGAGAAUUGACAUGAGCUUCUUCAUAUGAAAUAUCAGAUGUAAAUGGCAUCUACAUUUCUGGAUUAUCCGAAAUACAUUUAACAAAAAGUUUUUAAGAAAUGUACAGUGAAACCUAAAAUUCCAUUUCUGCUGCAUUAUUGCAUUCAUUUAUACAAAUAGCUAAAAAAAUGUUUGUUGUUUAUUAUAUCCUUGAGCUUAUGUUGAAAUGCAUGCUGUGGAAGAAUCACAGAUAAAUAGCUUUUCUGUGAUUUGCAGUAUAUUCUUUGGGAUUUUAUUUAUGUUUUAAUUUCAUAAAACUGUACAAAAGGGAAAUGACUGAUCCACUAUUUAAACAUGUUUUGGGGUUUAAUUUGGUAGCUAGCUUAAUUUAUCUCAGUGUAAGGUUUAUUUUCAUGCAAUGCUCCGAUAUAUUGAAAGACCACCAUAUGCUGUUUAUUUUAUUAUGCUAUAUACAGAUUUUACUGGCAGUCUAAGGUAUGGUUUGACAUUUAGCCAUCUUUUGGAUAAUUUUUUUUAUUAUUUUGCAGAAAAAAAGAAACUUAAUUUUCCAACUCCGCAACACUGGUGUGCAUUCAGUUGCACAUAUUGUCAUAAUAUAUAGGACAUACAUAAUUAAUCAGUCUCCGGUAUAUCAGUAGCUUUAGCACAUAAUCAGUAUUUAUUGGUUCUCCUAGUGAUACACCUGAGCUAUAAGAAAGAAGUUCUGACAUAAUGCAUUAUUGGGAGAGUAGGGUCAGAAGCACAGUCCUAGAGACCACCAAGCUAAUGGAAUGAGAUCUUGACUAGUAUGACAGACCCAAUUUCCAUCAUAUGCCUUGACUGAUUUACAGCUUUUAACUGGUAGUUACGUAUUUGAUACAUUUUAUAACAAUAGCUGUUAAAUGGGGUUGGACCCCCGCCCCUCCCCCCAACAUAGUAUAUAUUUACACUUCCCUUUCAGUUGUUGGGAGUGUCAUUCAUAAUUACAUAUUGAACAUACAUGAGAAGAUUUUAUUCAGGCAAUAUAUCCAAUUUAAUUAGUCUAACGAGAUAUUGUGCUUUUUGACCACAACGUAGGCCAGACUGAACUAGCCUUGGUUGAUUGGACCAGGAGCAAGUUAAAAAAACAAACAAACAUGAAAGUGAGGCCUUACUAUGCUCCAGGAUGAUGAUCACUGACCCCUACGUUGGAUGAUCCACGUUGGAUGAUCAGCUCUGAUAUAACUGCACCAGUGGAAGAUCUUUCAGAAUACACGUCCCCCCACAUGUUCUUGACUGUGAAAAAUUACCAAACUGAACAAGCUGGAUGACCCGUGCUUGGCCAGCUGUAUCACUUCAUUAACUUGCUCCUAAUCAGAAUUUAGGCUGAGGACAUGUUUCCAUGAACUGAAAUAGUACAACCCUGGUUUAGAGAAUCUGCCAUAAACCUAAUAUGCAACUUGUAUAUUAAAAACUGGUUGUAUGUGACAAAGUUAUUUAAAUGUUUUGAUGUUGAAGAGCCCUGGCCAAAUGAACGUUAUCCUAUUUUUGUGGCACACGUUGUCUUUUUUUUUUUUUCCAUAUUGUUAAACAUUUUUGUUUGUUUUUCCAAAAUAAAAGAGCUACAAA
This is a messenger RNA of Xenopus laevis (African clawed frog), 8545 nucleotides long. It is a transcript of the gene znf407.S, whose product is annotated as zinc finger protein 407 S homeolog. Gene Ontology annotation, molecular function: nucleic acid binding; zinc ion binding. The record is from RefSeq and is a predicted model, not a curated record. The transcript is spliced from 9 exons. Gene Ontology annotation, biological process: regulation of gene expression; positive regulation of transcription by RNA polymerase II. NCBI's taxonomy places the organism in Eukaryota, Metazoa, Chordata, Amphibia, Anura, Pipidae. Gene Ontology annotation, cellular component: nucleus. The coding region runs from base 453 to 6473 and encodes 2006 amino acids.